GUCCAGCCCCCACCCAGGUGCAUUUGCUCAGUUAUUAAUUUAGUAUCAGAACCUGUUGAGUUUUUGCACUUCCUGACCAUGUUCCUGGCUUCCAGAUUCAGCUUUGUGUCCUUUCUGUGCUGUACUUCGUGUCGGACUGUCUCUUGUGUAUAACCCAGAUUGCCUUCAACUGCUGCAUUUGUCUCAAAGUUACAGUUUAAUUCUACUGUGUGUAAUAUUUGUAACUCCUGCUAUCAAUCAACGCUUGCCAUUAUUUGUCCUACUUGGUGUGGCUACUUAACGUGAAGUUUUUGUGUGUCAGCUCCAGUUGUGCUUCUUCAACCUGCAAAUGUAAAGGCAUUGCUCAGACUACUGUGAGUUAUCACUUAUCUAUUUCAGUGAACUACAACUCCCAGCAUCCUCAGCCAUCUGCUUACAGUUGUUUUCCUGCAAAUUAUCCUGUUGCAAUUCCAUUAUUUUGAGCCAACAGAAGAACUUGUUAUUAAUGCAUAUUGUUACCUGUAGCACUGUUUCCAGUUACCAGCUCAGUUUCCUAUUCUCUGGCACCUUUGUGGAAUAAAGACUAUCUUCUGAAUAAUUCCUGUGUUGCAAGUUUAAAAAGACAAAUUACUGAUACUUACCUAAUACCUAAAAUUUGAGCCUGAGUUCUUCUCUUGUCAUGGCUGCCGGCAGCCUUAAGGCCUCUAAACUUUUGGCUGGUCUGAACCUGGCACAUGCAUCACUUUAGCAGUUUCUGCUUUUUACGGGGGAGUUUCAGCUUGAUGAUACAACAAAAAAGCAAAGGCCUGUUUACAAAAUAACACUGAAGACCUGCUUCUGAAUAUCUUUCAACUCAUGUUUUCAACACACAGGGCAUUUGGAAAUUCUGUCAUGAGAAUCAAGCUUCUUGCUGGGGAAUGCACAGAUCGUGGACUGGCCUGUAGUUUAUAGUAAUGACGGAUUUUGCAAGCUUUCUGGAUAUCACAGAGCAGACAUCAUGCAGAAGAGCAGUACUUGCAGCUUCAUGUACGGAGAAUUGACGGACAAGAAGACCAUUGAAAAGGUCAGACAGACGUUUGAGAACUACGAGUCAAAUUGUUUUGAAAUCCUUCUUUACAAGAAAAGCAGAACUCCAGUUUGGUUCUAUAUGCAGAUUGCUCCUAUAAGGAAUGAACAUGAAAAGGUUGUGUUAUUCCUGUGUACUUUUAAAGACAUUACUUUAUUCAAACAACCGAUUGAAGAUGAAUCGACUAGAGCUACCCUUGGACCACCUCCGCUAAAUAAUCCUCAAAGAUGGACCAAAUUUGCGCGGUUAACACGAGCUUUGACAAACAGCCGGAGUGUAAUGCAGCAGUUAACUCCAAUGAACAAAGCCGAGGUGGUCCAUAAACAUUCCAGAUUAGCUGAAGUACUUCAGUUGGGAUCAGAUAUCCUUCCCCAAUACAAGCAAGAAGCACCAAAAACACCACCACACAUUAUUUUGCAUUACUGUACAUUCAAGACAACAUGGGACUGGGUCAUCUUAAUUCUGACUUUCUAUACUGCAAUUAUGGUCCCCUAUAAUGUCUCCUUCAAGACAAAACAGAACAAUAUAGCCUGGCUGGUGCUGGACAGCGUGGUGGAUGUUAUUUUCCUGGUUGACAUUGUUUUGAAUUUUCAUACAACUUUUGUUGGACCUGGAGGAGAAGUCAUUUCAGAUCCCAAACUCAUACGAAUGAACUACUUGAAAACAUGGUUUGUCAUAGACCUUCUCUCUUGUUUACCUUAUGACAUCAUCAAUGCCUUUGAAAAUGUGGAUGAGGAGACUCCAACACAGCAUAUUCAUGCAGCUCUGGAAGGUAUGAGUAGUCUCUUCAGUUCUCUGAAAGUAGUACGCCUAUUAAGACUGGGUCGUGUGGCCAGGAAGUUGGAUCAUUACCUGGAAUAUGGAGCUGCUGUUUUGGUUCUUCUAGUGUGUGUGUUUGGUCUUGUAGCCCAUUGGUUGGCCUGCAUAUGGUACAGCAUUGGAGACUAUGAAGUCAUUGAUGAAGUGACAAAUACAAUCAAGAAAGACAGUUGGCUGUACCAGCUAGGACUAAGCAUUGGUACUCCCUAUCGGUAUAAUGCCAGCGGCUCAGGGCAAUGGGAAGGAGGACCCAGCAAAGACUCCUUGUAUGUAUCCUCCCUCUAUUUUACCAUGACAAGCCUUACAACAAUUGGAUUUGGAAACAUAGCUCCAACCACAGAUGGAGAGAAGAUAUUCUCUGUUGCAAUGAUGAUGGUUGGCUCUCUUCUUUAUGCAACUAUUUUUGGAAAUGUCACCACCAUAUUCCAACAAAUGUAUGCCAACACCAACCGAUAUCAUGAGGUGCUGAACAACGUGCGUGAUUUCCUCAAACUUUAUCAGGUCCCGAAAGGCCUUAGCGAGAGGGUCAUGGAUUAUAUUGUGUCCACGUGGUCCAUGUCCAAGGGCAUUGAUACAGAAAAGGUUCUCGCAAUAUGUCCCAAGGAUAUGAGAGCUGAUAUUUGCGUGCAUCUGAACAGGAAGGUUUUCAAUGAGCACCCAGCUUUUCGUUUAGCCAGCGAUGGCUGCUUGCGAUCGUUGGCUGUGGAGUUUCAAACAAUUCACUGUGCUCCAGGAGACCUCAUCUACCAUGCGGGUGAAAGUGUUGAUGCCCUCUGCUUUGUGGUGUCAGGAUCUCUGGAAGUCAUUCAAGAUGAUGAGGUGGUGGCAAUACUAGGAAAGGGUGAUGUCUUUGGAGAUGUAUUCUGGAAAGAAACCACACUUGCACAUGCCUGUGCUAAUGUUCGCGCACUGACAUAUUGUGAUUUACACAUCAUUAAACGGGAAGCCUUACUCAAAGUACUGGAAUUCUAUACAGCCUUUGCAAACUCUUUCUCAAGGAAUCUCACACUAACUUGUAACUUGAGGAAACGGAUUAUUUUCCGUAAAAUCAGUGAUGUAAAGAAGGAAGAAGAGGAACGGCAAAGGCAAAAGAAUGAAGUGACCCUUAGUAUCCCGGUGGACCACCCUGUAAGAAAACUGUUUCAGAAAUUUAAACAGCAGAAAGAAUUAAGAAACCAGGGUUCUUCAAACACUGAUCUGGAACGGAACCAGCUCCAAGUGGAGCACUGCGCUAUGCACAAUGGAGCAGUCCUUACUGGAACCAGCGUGGUGACUGUGUCCCAGAUAACGCCUAUUCAGACAUCUCUGUCUUAUGUCCGAACCAAUGAGUCUAUGAAACAGAACAAUAGGGAUGCUAUGGAGCUGAAGCCAAAUAGCAGCAGUGACACUAACAGCCUCAAAGUGACCAGUCCCGUUCGCCUUAAGAACGGAAAUGGCAAAGGUUGGCUGAAAUUGAAAAACAACAUGCAGGUGCAAGAGGAAAAGAAAGAAGACUGGAAUAAUGUGACAAAAGCAGAGUCAUUGGGUUUGCUUUCAGAUGACCCCAAAUGCACUGACCCAGAGACCAAGGUUUCUAAAAACUCGUUGAGAAAAACGGAUUCUUGUGACAGUGGGAUAACUAAAAGUGACCUUCGUUUGGAUAAAGCAGGGGAAACACGUAGUCCACUUGAACACAGUCCCUUGCAAGCUGAUGCAAAACACCCUUUUUACCCUAUCCCAGAGCAAGCCUUACAGACCACCCUCCAAGAGGUCAAACAUGAGCUAAAAGAUGACAUUCAGUCACUCAGCUGCCGAAUGACUGCUCUUGAACAGCAGGUUACAGAAAUCCUAAAACUUUUAACAGAAAAAAAUAAAGCCCCCCCAUCUCCUCCCAAAAUCCCAACAAGUCCACUCCAAAUUCCAUGUCAAGAUAUAUUUAGUGUAUCCAGACCAGUGACACCAGAGUCUGAAAAAGAAGAGAUCCAUGUUUAAGAGGAACUGGGCAUUAGUAGACACAAUGUGUGUUUGUAAUUCAACAUACACACAUAAAUGUCAUGGGUGUGACUUGAAAAUCAUAGUCAUUUUAUUAAUUUUGAUGUGUAAAUAUUGCAUGUCCAGCUGGAUUCUGGCCUGCCAAAAGAAGAUCCAUGAAAUAGAUAGAGCUUGUAAAAUAUGCAGUUGACUGCAUGCAUUCUUUACAUUGACUUAUAGUCUUCAUUACACAACUUAUUUGUAUAAUAAAGGCAAAGUUCGAUUUAACUAUCAGGGUCCAACCUGCCAAUAUCGCUAUACCAGCUGUAGAUCUCAGGCUUGUUCUUUCAACUAUUUAAUGCAUCUGCAGAAUGCUGUAGGAUUUAA
Molecule: messenger RNA, 4201 nt
Organism: Xenopus laevis (African clawed frog)
Lineage: Eukaryota; Metazoa; Chordata; Amphibia; Anura; Pipidae
Gene: kcnh5.L
Product: potassium voltage-gated channel subfamily H member 5 L homeolog
Exons: 14
Coding region: 977-3835 (952 amino acids)
Biological process (GO): potassium ion transmembrane transport; transmembrane transport; regulation of membrane potential
Cellular component (GO): voltage-gated potassium channel complex; membrane; plasma membrane
Molecular function (GO): monoatomic ion channel activity; voltage-gated potassium channel activity
Source: RefSeq, a predicted model, not a curated record